This is a messenger RNA of Harpia harpyja (harpy eagle), 1054 nucleotides long. It is a transcript of the gene FREY1, whose product is annotated as Frey regulator of sperm-oocyte fusion 1. The record is from RefSeq and is a predicted model, not a curated record. The coding region runs from base 733 to 1011 and encodes 92 amino acids. Lineage: Eukaryota; Metazoa; Chordata; Aves; Accipitriformes; Accipitridae. The transcript has 3 exons.
CUCGGUGUGCUUCUGUGGCGGCUCCCUUGGCCAGGACAAAGGGGUGGCCAGCUGGUGGCACUGGUUUGCCUCAGAGGCAGCUACCAGCCCUGUGCAGAGCUUGGGAGCUGGAAACGGCCGGGUACCUUGGCCUCAAGUGGGUGACAGGAGUGUUCCUACCUGAACCAUCCCUGAGGGACUGUGAGGCUGCAGGAGUCACAGCCACCUUGCCUCAGCACCUGAAAUAUGGGAUGUAGCCCCAUGCACACCCCCCUAGUGGGCCACCGCGGUUGGGGACCACAGGGCUUUGGCAGUGUGGGGGGGUCUGUGUUGCCACCUCAGGUCACAGCAGUGGCAGCGUGGAAGAGCCACGAGGGAGAGACUGUGCUCCCUUCGUUUGGGCUUUUAGCAGAGGAAGAUACUGAAGACUGCAAAGUGUGGAAAGUGUUGGGGGGUUUACUGAGAUGAAGGGGUUUGCUUUUAGAGGGGUUGAGAGGGAGGCAAAGGGUGGUGGUGAGGGACAGGGAAACAGACCUGGAGCUAUGGCUGCACGGGAAGGAUGUGCAGCAGUGCAGGGUGGGCUGUGAGCAGCUGGCAGGACCAAGCAGCCUAGGACCAGAAGCUUAGAUACUGGGAGGGGUAGGCAGCAGCGCCUGGGCAGGAGCCUGUCCCCUGCCCAACCCGGUUGGUGUCCUGGGGCUACCAGAGUGGCUCCUCUGUGACCUCGCUGUGGAGCUGGCAUCAGUGAGCAUCAUGCGGUGCUGGCUCCUGCUGCUCACCCUACUGCUGGGGGCUGCCCUCCCACGGCCCUUGAGCCAGAGGGUCAGCUACUUGGUUCCCGAGGACUUCUCUGCUCCCCUGGAGCUUCCACAGCAGCACUUCGGCCUGGUGGAUGAUUAUGGCAUCAAACCCAAGCAGCCUCGCUUCAGGACCUGGGCAGCCCGGGAGCGGCCAGCAGCACUGCACAGAGCUGGCAAAAGCAAGCGCGAUGAGCUUGAUUUACUGGAGUACUACUACGAUGCCCACCUGUGAACCAGCGUGCCCCUGUGCCCACCACAGCCCGGUCUUGGGGACC